This is a messenger RNA of Oncorhynchus masou masou (cherry salmon), 1140 nucleotides long. RefSeq names its product CDGSH iron-sulfur domain-containing protein 2B. The record is from RefSeq and is a predicted model, not a curated record. Lineage: Eukaryota; Metazoa; Chordata; Actinopteri; Salmoniformes; Salmonidae. Bases 97 to 504 code for a protein of 135 amino acids. Gene Ontology annotation, molecular function: 2 iron, 2 sulfur cluster binding. Gene Ontology annotation, biological process: regulation of autophagy; autophagy of mitochondrion. Gene Ontology annotation, cellular component: intracellular membrane-bounded organelle; mitochondrial outer membrane. The transcript is spliced from 3 exons.
ACGCAACUGUCAAGACUUGAGCUUCUAAAAUAGCGUAAUGACGCAAACGGACCUCAGGAAAUAUCCAGCUCAAACCUGCCUAUAGUUUCAUUCAAGAUGGUUUUAGAAACUAUUUCAAAGAUCAUAAAAACCCAGCUUCCAGCCUACCUCAAGAAGUUCCCCCUUCCUGAGACGAUCGGAGGAUUUGCGAGGUUAACAGUCCUUGAUUGGCUCCGGUUGCUGCCUCUCCUGGGAAUCUUGGCCCUGCUGAGCUACCUCACCAUCCGGCCCUUCCUGCCCAAGAAGAAGAAGCAGAAGGACAGCCUGAUCAACCUGAAGAUCCAGAAGGAGAACCCCAAAGUGGUCAACGAGAUAGAUAUUGAGGACUUGAAGAGCACAAAUGUCUGCUACUGCCGCUGCUGGCGCUCCAAAACGUUUCCUGUUUGUGACAAAUCACACAUAAAGCACAAUGAGUUGACUGGAGACAACGUGGGGCCUCUCAUACUCAAGAAGAAGAUAAUAUAAUCCAUCUUUAACACCGAGGGAGCCGCCAUCUUCACUCCCUACUUCUGUCUUUGGUUCUUUAAAAAAAAGUCUGUAUUUUAGGGCAUGACCUUUUGCACUCUUCCAAUGUCUUUUGUUUUGGUAAAAAAAAAAAUGGCACAUACUUUCCUUUUGGUGGUGAUAUGCUGUAGAAAUGUUGGUGGCACGUUAACUCAAAGAUUUUACCAUCAACACUUUUGUAAAUCUUAUUUAUUUCAAAUUGACAAUAAUGGACAUUAACAGAGGUUAUACCACAGAGUAGCAUAAAACCUUUCAAACUAUCACCACUCCCUCUUAUUGUCUCCUGAGAACUUUUUGUACAGUGGCCAUUUUCCAGUCUGGUUAGCAGCUCUCGUUAGAAACAGUUAACUUUGGUCUCCUUGGUAGCACCGCUCGGUUCCAAACUAUUGGGAUCACAUUGAGGGGAACUUGAAUCAUGAUUGCAAUUAGGGUAGCAGUAUAUUUUGUGAAGUUGAAAAAAAAUAUGCAUACUUAGCCUUUUCAAUCUCUGAACUACUGCAAGCUUGAAGUCUUUCACUUGCAUACAAACACACUUCCAGGAUUUAUUUUCUCUGCCAUUUCUUUGUUCCUAACCUUAUAAAACAUGCCUUAAUUCUG